AUGGAACGGACAGAAAGUCGGAAUCGCUCAAAGCUGCGUGAUUUCUACAAAUCGCAAGCGCGUGAAAACGCUGAGCUUGUGCGGAACCCGCAGUUUAAUCUCGACUCGAGUCAGUUUCAAAAGGAUCAGUUUAUUGACGGCGUUCUCCGGCAAAUGCCCCUAGCUGCGUUGCUGCAGAAAGAGAGGGAAAUUGGAAGAGAAAUAAGCACUCUCGAUCAGAGCAUGCAGAGCUUGGUUUACGAUAACUACAAUAAGUUUAUCAAAGCAACAGAUACCAUCAAACAAAUGAGGGUCGACUUCAAGGACAUAGAAAAAUCCAUGGACGAGCUCGUCUCCGAAAUGUCCCAAAUCUCCAAACUUUCCACAAGCCUCAAUUCGAAAAUGAAGCCCUGCCGCGAAGAAGUCGCCGAUCUCGUCGAGCAACAAGAAACUCUGACUAAAAUGCAGUUUCUUUUCGAGCUCCCAGCAGAGCUGAAACGAAAAAUCGAAGAAGGAGACUUUGAAUCGGCGGUGCAAGAUUAUGUCAAGGCGAAUUCGGUGCUGAGGAAUUACGAGAAUCACCCUUCUUUCAAAUCGAUUCAAGAGGAAUGCGAGCUGGAGUACAAGUCUUUACUGGAGAAACUUGAGGAGCCAUUUUCGAACGUCGAUAGCAAGGAAGAAUUACUCAUUCGCUGCAUUCGAAUUCUUAAAAACUCGGAUCAAAAAAUCAACGCAAAGAACAACAAUUUGGAAUCUUUUUCUGCUCAGAUCAGUGCCGUCCUCGCAGAGAUUUGCGUGAGCAUCACUUCAUUCAAAAACAUCUUUCAAUCGAAGAAUUUGGAAUCAUCCCUUGUAGCACAGCACGCUCAUCAAUCCUUGAAAGGUCACGUGAACGAUAUUCUCGAAGAAUUAACGGAUGAUUUUUCUGAGAUUCUCGUGACCAAUGAUCUCUCUGAUGACCAGCUUUCGACGUCCCUUGAUCUUUGGUAUUCCAAGCUUUCCGCGACCGCCCAAAUCUUGCCAGAACUCAACUUGACCGGAAGAUCAGAAGAACUCGUCGUCAAUCAAGCGAAGAUCCGACACGAUUCGAUCAAAAAAUCGUUGUUUAUGAAGCUAGAAGAAGAAAUCUUAAACAUCGAGAAAUCCGAGUCUCCUGGAGCAACAAAUGCAUCAAUUUUAAAUCUGAUUCAAGAAUCGCAACACCAACUGGAUAAAUUCUUCACGAUGUCGAAAUCAUACAGCCAAAUUGAAUACUUCUUGGUCGAAUGGAAUGACAUGACUAAAACUCUCCGUGUCGAUGCAGUUGAACACAUCGCAUCAUUUUGCCAGAAAACUCUUCAGACAGCUCAUCCAGCUCUUCUAUUUCCCCUUUCUUCUUUAGCAAGUAUUUGGUCAGAAACAACCGUCGACCAAUGUAUCGAACGCAAGGAUCGCCAAACCGUAAAUCGAUUGAAAAUCAGCUUCAGUCAAAUUUGCUCGGCCGCGCUGAAAGAGCUCGUUCUCAUCAGAGGUUGCCACUGUGCUGAACUUAUUCAUCGGAGCGUCAUGGCCAAGGACUGGCUGAAUACAUCUGAGCCACGAGGACCCCGACCGAUAGUCAAAACAUUCAUCGACGAAAUUCGAAAAAUAGACGAAGAAUGCUCAAAAUUUAUGCGCCAAGGUGUUCGCCCAGCCAAAUCGACCCGCUCUGGCUCCAUGAGAAUCGAAACCCUUUCCCAGCGCUCUAAUUUGAAUAUUCAAAGACUCUUCACGGACAAAAUUGAAAUCUACGAUGUUGUGCAAUCAACAACGAUUUCAGUCACAUCUGGCAUUAUUAAAAUUGCGCUGAAGGCGAUGCUCGAAAGUGUGAGACUGAAGACUUUUAGCUCUUACGGAUUACAGCAGAUUCAAGUCGAUUUAUCGUGUCUCCAUCACAUUCUCUGGCGAUAUUGCGAAGAUGAAAGUCACAUGAGCACAAUUUCGGACGAAAUUCUACAAUCUGCGGCGCUGAGAGCGCUAGAAAGAGAAUUAAUGGAGGCUGAUGUAAUCGAUCUUAUAGUCGAAAAAGCUCAACUCGCCUGA
Molecule: messenger RNA, 2040 nt
Organism: Oikopleura dioica
Lineage: Eukaryota; Metazoa; Chordata; Appendicularia; Copelata; Oikopleuridae
Source: the annotation of a GenBank genome assembly